Hydra vulgaris (swiftwater hydra) is the source of this 1432-nucleotide messenger RNA. Lineage: Eukaryota; Metazoa; Cnidaria; Hydrozoa; Anthoathecata; Hydridae. The record is from RefSeq and is a predicted model, not a curated record.
AUGAGUUCAAUCUGCAGUAAAUUUCAUUUUGAUGAUGAAAGCAGUUAUAAAAAGCUUAGAAAUGCUGCAUGUGCACGCAUAACUUUAUUAAAUGGCAGAAGAGGUGGUGAACCUGCUCGAAUUUUCUUAGCAGAUUGGUUGCAAGGAGAAAAUGAUGAAUGGAUUGAUAAACAAAGACUGAAAAAACUUGACAGUUUAGACCGCAUUUUAGUGAAGAGUAUGAAAGUUAUUUACAUGACUGGAAAAGGUAAUAACCAUCUAGUACCAGUAAUUAUUCCAGGAGACACGAUUCUUGCAAUGAAAAAACUUUCUAACGAAUGUUUCCGUAAAGUUGGUCGCGUUCUUGCAAGUAAUAAGUUUAUAUUUGCAAGCUCAAAAGGAUCUGAAAAUCAUGUUUCAGGGUGGCAUGUUGUGAACAAAAUUUGUUCAAAGUUAGUAUUAAAAUCACCAAAGGACAUAAUUGCCACCAAAAAUCGGCAUAGGAUUAGCACACUUUUUGCAUCUCUUGAUGUAGAAGAAAAAGAUAAAGAGUUAUUUUACUCCCAUAUGGGACAUUCUGAAAAAAUGAAUCAAGAUUUUUAUCAGGCUCCAUUGACAUUAUUGGAAUUAACACGUGUUGGGAAACAACUAAUGAAAAUUGAUGCUGGACAAUCUGAUGUGAUACAGGAUCUGCCUACAAAAGAAUCUUAUAAUGUUGUUGAUAAAGAAUCUGAUGAGAAAGUUGUUGAUAAAGAAUCUGAUGAGAAUAUUGUUAAGGAAAAUGACUCUCACACUUUAACUUUAAAAGAUCUAUAUCUAGGUAGUGGUGUUUUUGGCAUUAAGGAGAAAGUUGGUGAUUUUCCUCUUAAGAAAAUUAUGGUUGAUAAUCCAACUUUAAAAAAUAAAUGUUCAUCAUCUAUAUCAGAUGAACAAGAAGAAAUAUCAGUAAAGGCAAUUGAGUCAAAUAUUGGUGCUAAUUUCACUAAAGUUUUUAACGGUUUAAACCUAAAAGUUUAUCCAAAAAGGUCACUCAAAAAAGUUAAUUAUGCAAAUGUAGAAAAUAAUGAAGAAAAGGUUCAAGAAAGUGAAUCUGAUUACACUAAUGAAAGCCAAGAUGAGGACAGUGAAAAUUUUGAUUUAGAUGAAAAACGAGAUCUUAGUUCCAAAUCAAAACCAAGAAAGUGGAGUGUAAAGCAGGCUGAAGCUUUGAAUCGUUACUUUGGGGAUUUUAUCUGCGGAAGAAUUUCUGACUGGCCUACUCGCAAAGAAAUAGAAGGUUUUCGAAUAAAAAAUGCAAUUGAUUUUCCUUACUCGAAAAUCCGCUCCAAAUUAGUCAAUGAUCGCGAGAAAAACAGACGACAGAUAAGUAUAAGGGCCAAACUUUCGGAUAAACGAUGCAAAGACAUGAACAUGUAGAUUGUUACUCAUGUAAUAAAAGUAUUUAUUUUGGCAA